AUGGCCCAGCCUACGAACCCAGAUUUGCAAUUACAUGCUCCCGAGCACAAGAAAAAGGAGUGUGACAAUGCAAGAAAGGCUAGAGACAAUGCUAGCGACGUUCUCAUAGCAUUCGACCAAGGACAGAGGAGCUACCUCCCAAGACCAGCACUCAUCAAAAAUGUGCAAGACGCCGCGGAGCACGUGAAGCAGGUCGACGAGGAGUGGGAUACUGCGAAACAAAGACGCGAUGACCCUAAUAUUCGUGCUCCUGGAGCGUAUUGGCCUCAAUUCGAAUGA
This is a messenger RNA of Bacidia gigantensis, 279 nucleotides long. RefSeq lists its product as uncharacterized. NCBI's taxonomy places the organism in Eukaryota, Fungi, Ascomycota, Lecanoromycetes, Lecanorales, Ramalinaceae. The record is from RefSeq and is a predicted model, not a curated record. The transcript is spliced from 2 exons. Bases 1 to 279 code for a protein of 92 amino acids.